Molecule: messenger RNA, 735 nt
Organism: Durusdinium trenchii
Lineage: Eukaryota; Dinophyceae; Suessiales; Symbiodiniaceae
Source: the annotation of a GenBank genome assembly
AUGGCGCUGUUCGCCCCCUAUCUCACCUGUGGCUUUGAAGCAAUAUUGACUACUGAGUACUGUAGUGGGACUUCUGACGGAAUCUUUCAUUGGCUCAGUGAUAGACGUUGUUUCGUGCAGGUAGUAGUGCGCGGUGCACAACGAAAGAUUGUGUUCCUUGAUGUCGAUGGAGUUCCUGCCCCGGAGAGCAGAGCAAUGUUGAACUUGCAAUCUUUGUUUGAGCUGAGCGGGCAAAGAAUUCCGGAAGGUCGUCUCAAGCCCUCAUGUCCGACAGGUGCUCCAUGCGGCAAACUACGCUCCUACCUCGUUUGCAAGGCCCUGCAUGGAGGUGAGGCCUUGGCAAUGAUCUACAGAGAAACAGGUGCUGAUAUCAUUCUCUCCUCUACUUGGCGUCUUUGGGAAAACAACACCGGACGUGAUGCUGUGGACAAGGCCCUGGUUCGCUUUGGCCUGCCCAAGACCGUAGGUCUAACGCCCGACCUACAAGGCGGAGGCCGAGCAGAGGAGAUUCGAGAGUAUCUCAAAACGCUCCCAGACAGACCGGAGUGGAUUGCCUUGGAUGACAUUGACAUGCGUAGAGAGCUAGGAAGACGCAGCAUUGUGACCCCAGCUAAGACGGGGUUGAGAAUGAAGCAUGCUCGUCUGGCAAUCGCUGUGCUCAAUGACUUGCCUUUCAGCAUCGACAGCGAGUGGGUAGCCUCGAGCAUGGGCUUUGUGAAUUCUGAACAAGUCUGA